UGUUUGUGCAUUUUUGUUUGUUUCUCAAAUACAGAGUUGCCAAAUGCUCUUAAAUCAACUGAGAGAAAUCACAGGCAUUCAAGAUCCAUCCUUCCUUCAUGAAGCGUUAAAGGCCAGUAAUGGUGACAUCACCCAGGCAGUCAGCCUGCUUACGGAUGAAAGAGUUAAGGAGCCCACUCAAGACGCUGUUGCCGCUGAACCAUCUGAGGUAGAGGGGAGUGCCGCCAACAAAGAAGUGUUAGCAAGUAUGUGAAAUAUGGCUCGGGUCCAACUCGGUUCCCACUCCCGGACAUGUUGAAAUAUGUUAUUGAAUUUGCCAGUACAAAGCCUGCCUCGGAAAGCUGUCCUCAGAGUGACACACACGUGACAUUGCCACUUUCUUCAGCGCACUGCCCAGGUUCUGACCCGACAUCCACAGAAAGUACAAGUCCAGAAAGCUCUUCUGAAGAUGUUGACCACACCUUUUCUCCCUGUGAAGACCAUCUGCACAAGUCUGAGGGGACGAGCAGGCCACUGGCCUCGGGCCGGUCUCCCCUGGGAAUGCCUGCACACCCGGCCCCUCGCACAGUCACGCCUGAGGAGAUGAACUUUGUUAAGACCUGUCUUCAGAGGUGGAGGAGUGAAAUCGAGCAGGACAUACAAGACUUACAGAACUGUAUUGCAAGCACCACUGAGACUAUUGAGCAGAUGUACUGUGAUCCUGUCCUUCGUCAGGUGCCUUAUCACCUGCAUGCGGUGCUUGUUCAUGAAGGGCAAGCGAAUGCUGGACACUACUGGGCCUAUGUCUAUAACCAACCCCGGCAGAUCUGGCUUAAGUACAAUGACAUCUCAGUUACCGAAUCCUCCUGGGAAGAACUUGAAAGAGAUUCAUACGGGGGCCUGAGAAACGUUAGUGCUUACUGUCUGAUGUAUAUUAAUGACAAGCUACCGCACUUUAAUGCAGAGACAGUCCCCAGUGAAUCUGAUCAAAUGAUAGGAGAACUGGAAACCUUAUCUGUUGAGCUGAAACAUUACAUUCAGGAAGACAACUGGAGGUUUGAACAGGAGGUAGAGGAGUGGGAAGAAGAGCAGUCCUGCAAAAUACCUCAGAUGGAAUCCUCAAGCUCUGCACCACAGGAAUUCUCAUCACAAGAGCCUCCAGUAGCCUCUUCCCAUGGGGUCCGCUGCUUGUCGUCUGAGCACGCGGUGAUCGUGAAGGAGCAGACUGCCCAGGCCAUUGCGAACACGGCACACGCCUACGAGAAGAGUGGUGUGGAAGCAGCCCUGAGUGAGGAAGCUGAACCCAAGAAGCCCAGGCCCCAGGAAACAAACCCUGCAGAGCAGUCAGAACAGCCCCCAAAGGCUAAUGGCGCAGUGUCUGCCGCCCAGCCCAAUGCUGAGGUCUCUGAAGUCGAGAUUCCCAGUGUGGGGAGGAUUGUGGUUAGAUCUGAUGCAGACGGAUAUGAUGAGGAGGUGAUGCUGAGCCCUGCCAUGCAAGGGGUCAUCCUGGCCAUAGCCAAAGCCCGUCAGACCUUUGACCGAGAUGGGUCUGAAGCAGGGCUUAUUAAGGCGUUCCACGAAGAAUACUCCAGGCUCUAUCAGCUUGCCAAGGAGACCCCCACCUCUCACAGUGACCCUCGCCUUCAGCAUGUUCUUGUCUACUUUUUCCAAAAUGAAGCACCCAAAAGGGUAGUAGAGCGGACCCUUCUGGAACAGUUUGCAGAUAAAAAUCUGAGCUAUGAUGAAAGGUCCAUCAGCAUUAUGAAGGUGGCUCAGGCGAAACUAAAGGAAAUUGGUCCAGAUGAUAUGAAUAUGGACGAGUACAAGAAAUGGCAUGAAGAUUAUAGUUUGUUUCGAAAGGUGUCUGUGUAUCUCCUAACAGGCCUGGAACUCUAUCAAAAAGGAAAGUAUCAAGAAGCCCUGUCCUACCUGGUCUAUGCCUACCAGAGCAACGCCACUCUCCUCAUGAAGGGGCCUCGCAGAGGGGUGAAGGAAUCAGUGAUUGCUUUAUACCGAAGAAAAUGCCUUCUGGAGCUAAAUGCCAGAGCAGCUUCUCUCUUCGAAACAAAUGAUGACCACUCUGUAACAGAGGGCAUUAAUGUGAUGAAUGAGUUAAUCAUUCCGUGCAUUCACCUUAUCAUUAAUAAUGACAUCUCCAAGGAUGACCUAGAUGCCAUUGAAGUCAUGAGGAACCACUGGUGCUCUUACCUUGGGCAGGAUAUUGCAGAAAAUCUGCAGCUGUGCUUAGGGGAGUUUCUACCCAGGCUUCUGGAUCCUUCUGCAGAAAUCAUUGUCUUGAAGGAACCACCAACUAUUCGACCUAAUUCUCCCUAUGACCUUUGUAGUCGAUUUGCAGCUGUCAUGGAGUCAAUUCAAGGAGUUUCAACUGUGACAGUGAAAUAAGCACCUCAUGUUUAAGGCCCACCGCGUUCCCUGGUUGCCUACUUGUCGCACAGCAGUCUGUUGUCACGGUGUUCACGGGGGAAAGGGAUUAGGUGGAUAAGUAGGAUUCACAUCCACACCCACCCAUGCUGCAUGUUUAAAGAAGGAUUAAAGAUGAAGUUGCACUUUUUAGGUACAGAGUUAUAAAAGCUACUUCACUAGAAAAGGCAGGAACCAGUGUGUUAAGGUAUUGAAAUAUGCCUGAAGACCUGAAAUGCCUUGAAACCACAAUGCUUGGGCUUUUCUAAUCCUCUCACCACUUUUUAAAUUAUCCUUCAGGUAUAAAUAUUUUUGACAGCAGAACAGAAGAGUGAUUCAUCAGAACCUGAACCAGAUGAACAGCUACUAGUUAUUUUAUCAAGUACAGGUGACAUUUUAAAAUUCUGAACUAUAAAAGAUUAGGAAUAUAAACCCUGCCUUGCUCUUGACAAGAGGUGACAAAAAUGGGUUGCCGAUAAGCCUGCCCCCUUUCACAUGUGGGUAGAACAUAAGGUCGCGUGGCAGGAGAUGCUGAAAAGUCAAAGCUGCAUCUCCUUUCUUCCAUCUCUCUUAUGUUUUUAAAUAAGCCAAAAGACCUCUUUCGCAGUCCUGAGUGAAAGAAAAGUGAUUAAGGACUUCGGACGGAAUAGCAUUGUGCAGCUUGCCUAAAGCUGCCAUUUUAAUAGUUACUAACCAUUGAGGCGAAGUUCUCCAUUAUCUGAAAGUUGUCAGAAACAGGUAUCUGAGGCUACUGGUUGUCCGAUAGAACAUUUUGAUUCCCUGCUCCUUUUUUGCUUUUAAAAAACGAGGAAUAUGGAUUUGUAAAAAGAAAAAAUAUAUAUAUAUGUAUAUUUAGAGAUAAAACCAUUUUUAAAAUACUCCUAACUGGGAAUUAUGUUUGAACCAAAAUUUAAAGAUUAAUAGAGGAAACACAAGAAGGAGGAACACUUGAUACAACUGUGCAGAUUUUAUAAUGUGCAAUAAAAGUAUUUGUUUUUCCUUUGG
This is a messenger RNA of Chinchilla lanigera (long-tailed chinchilla), 3405 nucleotides long. It is a transcript of the gene Usp28, whose product is annotated as ubiquitin specific peptidase 28. Gene Ontology annotation, biological process: regulation of protein stability; DNA damage checkpoint signaling; protein deubiquitination. Lineage: Eukaryota; Metazoa; Chordata; Mammalia; Rodentia; Chinchillidae. Gene Ontology annotation, cellular component: nucleus; cytosol. Gene Ontology annotation, molecular function: cysteine-type endopeptidase activity; cysteine-type deubiquitinase activity; protein binding. The record is from RefSeq and is a predicted model, not a curated record.